Colletotrichum gloeosporioides is the source of this 3324-nucleotide messenger RNA. Its product is annotated as PAN2-PAN3 deadenylation complex catalytic subunit PAN2. Gene Ontology annotation, biological process: nuclear-transcribed mRNA poly(A) tail shortening; mRNA processing. Bases 1 to 3324 code for a protein of 1107 amino acids. Gene Ontology annotation, cellular component: P-body; PAN complex. The record is from RefSeq and is a predicted model, not a curated record. The transcript is spliced from 11 exons. Lineage: Eukaryota; Fungi; Ascomycota; Sordariomycetes; Glomerellales; Glomerellaceae. Gene Ontology annotation, molecular function: protein binding; nucleic acid binding; poly(A)-specific ribonuclease activity.
AUGGACGGAGAUUGGGACGAGGUCGCCCGCAUCCCCUUUCCGCCUCCGGGCGUCCACGCCAUGGCCACGCCCGUAACGACAAUGGCCUUCGAUACGGCGCAAGAGCUGCUCUGGACGGGCAAUGAAUAUGGAAGAGUCACGUCAUUCUACGGUAGCGAGCUUCAACGAUACACUUCUUUCAAAGCGCAUACCACAACCGAUGGUCCCGUCCGACAGAUCUUAGUGAACGACAAGGGCGUCGUGGUGCUGGGGUCGAGAGAUAUACACAUGGCCUCGCGCAAAGGCCCUCCCAUAUGGCACAUAAGACAUGAUGACAUGAAGGACUUACGAUGCAUGAGUUUUACGUCCAAGGGGACGUCAGAGAUCCUUGUUGCCGGUUUUCAGGACACCAUGUUUGUGAUUGAUCUCGCUAAGGGUGAGGUGGUCAAGCAGGUGCCGACGGCGCAUUCGUAUAAAGUUAUGAAGAAAAGCAGGUAUAUCUGUGCUGCGACUAAAGAAGGCACGGUUAACCUGAUCGAUGCGGCCAAUUUUACUGUCGCCAAAAGCUGGAACGCUCACUCGGCUCUCAUCAGCGACAUGGACGCCCAGCACGACUUCAUCGUCACUUGCGGCUAUUCACUGCGCCAAGGCCAGAACUACAUGUUAGAUCCCUUUCUGAAUGUCUUCGAUAUCAAGAAGAUGUCGUCGAUGUCGCCGAUUCCAUUCCCUGCCGGCGCCGCCUUUGUUAGGAUGCACCCGCGAAUGUCGACCACCAGCAUAGUCAUGUCUCAAAGCGGCCAGAUGCAUGUCGUCGAUCUAAUGAAUCCGAAUACUAGCAAUGUACGGCAGGCUAACACGAUGACAUAUUUGACCAUGUUCGAGAUCGCGCCGUCUGGUGAGGCCGUUGCUCUUGCGGAUGCCGAGUUCAACAUCCAUAUCUGGGGUUCUCCCUCUAAGCUACGAUUUGUUGAUUUCGCAUCGCAAACUGAAUUUGCUACGCCCGAAGAACCCCUUCCAAGUAUCGAGUGGACUGCCGACACACCUCUGAACUCUAUCGGCACGCCCUACUACCGAGAUGUAUUGCUGUCGGCUUGGCCAGAUCUUGUGUCUGAUGUUGGGGCUCCUCCUACCAAGCUGGAUCCGCAAUUUCUGUCUGGCCUCAAGGCGACGGACUUUGGAAUGUAUGGACGUAAUACAAGAGGAUUCCGAAGAAACCAAGUGGAAGACACCCGCAAUCUGGACAAAGCCAACGCGUCAGGUAUUCUGGCGCCUAAGUUCCUCAGCGAAAAAGCCAGGGAGUUUGCCAAGACUCCCGACAACGACGACGAAAAGGUCGACGAUGUUGCAAACGCGCUGAUGCGCAUGGACAUCGAUCCUCUAAAGGCGGAGUGUCCGCCAAUGUAUCGGAACGUGGAGAUCAAAUACAGCAAAUUUGGCGUUGAUGAUUUUGACUUCGGGUUCUACAAUAGGACGCAGUACUCUGGUCUUGAGAUCCACAUCGCCAACUCUUACGCCAAUUCUCUGCUUCAGGUUUUGCAUUUCACGCCCCUUCUUCGGAACAUAGCGCUCCAACAUGCGGCGACCGCUUGCGUCGAAGACACAUGUCUGUUGUGCGAAAUGGGUUUCUUGUUUGACAUGCUGCAAAAGGCCGAGGGCUCAAUCUGCCAGGCAACCAACAUGCUGAAGACUCUCAGCCAUCAUCCUCAGGCCGGUCCUCUUGGGCUUCUUGAGGAAGACCCUAAUGGCUCCAGUCUGACCGUAAUGCUUCAAGGCUUGAUGCUGUCGACCUCAGCGACAAGUUUCAUUAGGUGUAUGAACUGUAGGAGCGAGUAUACUCGACCGGGCUCUGGCUUCUUCCAAGAACUGAUGUAUCCGCAACAAAGUAAGAGCAUGGUGCGGAACCAGAAGGCUCCCAAAGUAACUUUCUCCCAAAUUCUCAAGUCGAGCGUUGAGAGAGAGACCACUUCCAAAGGCUGGUGUAGCAGAUGUCAGCGAUACCAGAACAUUGCAGCUAGAAAGACCAUUCACAGCAUCCCUGCCGUCUUUGUCAUCAAUACUCUUAUCAACAGUCCGGAGCAUAGACGCUUUUGGUCAACACCAGGGUUCCUGCCUGAGGAGAUUGGCGUCAUAGUAGACCAUGGCCAAUUUUUCUGCUACGAAGGCGAGGAUCUCAAACUUCAUCUCCAGCGCGGUAUUCACAACAUAACUGUGUAUUCCCUCGUCGGUAUGGCCGUGAAUAUCGACCCAGGUGCAGGGCAAAAGCCUCACUUGGUCGCCAUGGUGAAUGUCGCCCACGCGCAGCCCCAGGCGCCCCAAACAAGCCAGUGGCAUCUUUUCAACGACUUCCUCGUGCGGCCCGUUGCAACCGAGGAGGCACUCGCGUUCCAUCCCGCAUGGAAGAUGCCAUCAGUUGUUGUUUUCCAGCUCAAGGAGGCGAACAACAAGAUAGACAUGGACUGGAAGAAGAACAUUGAUACCUCUUUGCUGUAUCAUGACACCAACCCUCAUGUGGACGGCAAGACUUACCGUGCCCUGGAUUUGGCCACCGAACAGCCUGGGCCGGAAAGCAUUGUCGCUCUGGAUACCGAGUUCGUUGCUGUCCGUCAGCCAGAGAUCGAGAUGAAUUCGGACGGCGAGAGGGAGACGAUCCGGCCAAUAGUGUACGCUCUUGCGAGAGCUUCCGUCGUUCGAGGUCAGGGAGAGGACGAAGGGGUUCCGUUCAUCGACGACUACAUCUCCAUCAGGGAGCCCAUCGUGGAUUACCUGACAUCGUAUUCCGGCAUUACUCACGAGGACCUGGACCCGCGGGUGUCCAAGCACAACCUUGUGUCCCUCAAAGUUGCAUACAAGAAGCUCUGGAUACUCCUGAAUCUGGGCUGUAAGUUUCUAGGCCAUGGUCUCAAACAGGACUUCCGGGUGAUCAAUAUCCAUAUUCCCAAGUCCCAGGUCGUCGACACCAUUGACCUUUUCUUCCUCAAGUCUCGCCUGCGCAAGCUGUCUCUGGCCUUCCUGGCAUGGUAUCUGCUGAAGGAGGACAUUCAACUAGAAACACACGAUUCGAUUGAGGACGCUAGGACGGCGUUGAAGCUGUAUCGCAAAUAUCUGGAGUUUGAUGAUGCCGGCGUGCUGGAGCCCAUGCUUCAGGACAUUUAUCGCGCAGGUAGAGAGAACAAUUUCAAGCCGCCAAAGAGAGGUCUGGAUGUCCAAAGAGCUCUGACGCCUCCUCCGCUCGCAAGCGAGGCAGCGGCUGCCCCUACGACGCCAUCUGCCGUCGAGCAGGUGUCGGGCAAUGGGUUCGGCGCAGGUGCGACGUGGACGCCGGGCAAGGGCUCCCCCUUGCGGUGA